Messenger RNA from Symbiodinium sp. CCMP2456, 2109 nucleotides. The record is from the annotation of a GenBank genome assembly. Lineage: Eukaryota; Dinophyceae; Suessiales; Symbiodiniaceae.
GCCGCAAAGUAUCCCGUGGUGAACCAGGCCGACAUGACCAAAGGUUUAGCGAAGCCUCGUGUGAAUGAGAAGGUCCGGAACUACAUGACCGGACUCAUCUGCGGCAACUUCAUCGACAAAGGCGACAGGCAUCGCCUUCACUCGUGGGACGGGCCGUGGGUGCUUUUGGGAGAGGUUUUGGAAGUCGUGAAUCGUGUCAAGGAGGUCGACUUCGGGGUUGGGACAUUCCUCGAGUUGAUGUGCCACGACAAUAAAGGACGGCUUUCCUUCCGUGGCCCCAUUGACGCGGCGGCUGAUACCAUCAGCCAGCCUGCCUUUCCUGUCUAUGUGAGGUGCGUUCACGGGCAUCACGAGAACCUCGCCCAGACCUUCGGCGACGAGGACAUCGCAGUGGGGUGGCUCAGUACCUUUACAGAGGCUGAGUUGGUCGAUAGGAAUGAAGCCGUCCGAGAGGUUAUGGACGGUCUGGGAAGGCGCACGCCUACUUUAGUGGUGGGUACUCCACUUGAGGACGCCAAGGUCCGUUCCGGUGUGCGUGCAAGCCUUCCGAUUGAGAUUACCUUCGACACCAAAGAAAUCUUGGACGCAGGGUGCGAAGUCUUUCUCACUGAAUCGGAAGGUUACCUCACCUCCAGCCCUGUCCCAGGCCAUUGCAUCCUCUUUAUCAACGACGACUCGAAGGACCUCACUUUGUGGGCAAGGUCCGGUGGUGUGGUUGACGAAGGAACGGGAGCAGGCGAUGAAAGCCCGGCGAAAGCCGAGGCCGAGGUUCCCAUCGUUAUCGAGGACGAACCUGCAUCAUCAUCUGCCCGCGUGUUCAGGUCUGAUUUGCAUUUCACGAUUCAGCCUGAACAUCAUGCGCCUCCUGUUCCCAGUGAACCCCACGCGGCCGAACGACCCCAACAGAGUGAUGUUCCACCUUUGGAUAUUCUCAUUGUUGAGCCUGAGGUUGUGAGUGAUGAUGGGCCAACGACCGAGGACACCACCAGGGGGGAUGAGACGAUGCCCUCCGUAACGGAGAGGCCGACUCCUCCUGAUGGUACCUUAAUCAAGCCCACCAACGUCACAACAACCACCGCCUACAUCAACAACCAGACAGCAACGCUAGUUGUUCAGGAUGUUGACGGCAAUGCGAUCGAAGCCACCGAGCAGCCCGAGAAGCCCUCUGCUGCGUACCUCACCUAUGUGGAUUGCUGUCACUGCAAAGCUAAGUGCCUCGAAGGACAGCGUGUUUGCCUAAUGUGUGGUGGACCGGUGAAACCAGGAUCGCUGAAAUCUCAGGCUCGCCGCACUGCCUUAGCGAGAGGUCGAGAAGCAUUGAUUGAUGAGCUCGCUGCCGGUCAAGACGCACCUCGGGUCUUCCUCCAAAAGGUUCGAAGCGCGUCGAAAGACGUCGCCGGGAGAGGUAGGACUUCAUUCGAGGGCGAAGCUAUCCGGAAGGCCAAGCUCGCGCUGAACAAAGCAGUCAAGAAGGGCUUCACUUCCAUCACGGACCGGUUCAAUCGCGAGAACACCUAUGCUUGCUCCCUCUCCGCCAUCGGCCAGACCCGCCGCAGUACGAAGGUCAUGGAUUGCCUUACACGGGCUUAUCUACCGGACCCAGGUCGUACGACGUCUCAGAGAAAGCUUGCGAUUGGCUCAAAUGCAAUCGUCAAUCAGAGCACUGCUUAUCGACGAGACGAAGUACCCCACUCCAGGAUCCUACAUUUCCGUUGCACCGGGGACGAUCUUUGCUCAGCGGGACUAACGUCCACGCCGCAAGACGCACCAGUUGCCUUUACAUGGUACGGGGCCGUGCUAUCGUUUCAAGGCUUCGUCAAAAACGUGUCGCGGUGCCCCACGGAGGUAAGACUUCAAACCUUCGGCCAUGGCAACCUCGAGAUCGCCGGUGAUGAUCAGGACACGAUUGCUGCGAACCUGACGCAAAUGCCCCAGGACGAGCUCACCUAUGCCGAUCAAGCAGCAGACGACACUGAUCGCAAAACGGAGGCAUCCCGUCGCGUGCAACCAAAGUAUGCACAGCAGUACCCUCCUGGUCGCGAGCCCCAGCCCAAGGCCAAAGGCAAGGGCAAGGGAAAAGGAAAGGAGUCCAGCAAACAACUGCGCUAA